AUGAAGCUUAUUCUCCCGCUUGUGCUCCUCGCGCCCGCCGCCGUGUCCGCGGGCCCCAUUGCCUACGGCAUCUGCCAGACCGGAUGUAACGCCGUUGCCGUGGCGUGCUACGCCGCCGCCGGUGCCACCUUUGGCACGGUCAUCGCGGCCGCGGCUGCCCCAGCCGCCAUUAUCGCAUGCAACUCCGCCCUUGGGACAUGCUCGGCUGCUUGUGCUACCGUCACCCUCCUGGCACCUACCCCUUGA
Messenger RNA from Peniophora sp. CBMAI 1063, 246 nucleotides. Lineage: Eukaryota; Fungi; Basidiomycota; Agaricomycetes; Russulales; Peniophoraceae. The record is from the annotation of a GenBank genome assembly.